AUGGAGCCAAGCAGUGAUAUUGAAGCUCAGCAUCUUGAGUCUGUGAUUGAGGAGAAACGUGUUGAACUGAGAUCCUCAGAAAUUAUUCACGAACCUGACAGUGGAAUCAUUUCAGUACAGCUUUUGGAAUUUAAGACAAGACUCCUAGAGGCAGUGGAGGAAUUGCAUAUUCACAGGGAUUCUGAAGUGCGGUAUGAGGCUCAAAUUUGUAAACUUGUACUGGAGAAGCAAGAACUGGAGUGGCAGAAGGAGUCUUUACAAAGUCAGGUUGACAGGAUGUCAAAAGAACAUUCAGAAUCACUUGCAGCUGUUAAAAAGCAGUUUCAGGCUCAGGUCAGAGGAAUUGAGGGAGAGAAGGGGAAGCACCAGCUGAGUGCUGAAUUGAAGGACAAAGAGAUCACCAGUCUGAAAGAAGAACUGAAGCUGCUGCAGUUGUUCAAGUACAGUUUGGAGAAGAAAUUAAGCGAGCUGGAGCAGAAGUUGCAGCUGCAGACUCAAGUGAAGGACAGACAUCUGAAUCAGCUAGGAGAGGUGGAGAAGCGUUUCGAGGCCGUCACAAGACAAUGCGCCAUGGUGAAACAAGCCCACGGGAAACUGGAGCAGAACGUGGAGGAGGCAGUGCGACUUAACAAAAAGCUUGCAUCCAUAAACAAAAAACAAGAAUCUACAAUUGCUGCCCUAAAAAAGGAUGUGGAGCGGCUUAACGGUGAAAUGGUAAAAUGCAAAGUUGCGUCAAUCCACAGAUCUGGAGAGGAGAGUUCUAAUUGUCUCCUGAGAGAACAACAAAUACAGGAGCUUCAACAAAGGCUUAUUGUGGAGAAGGAACUGAAUAAGAAACUCAGAAAUGAAAAUGCUGUGGAACUGGCAGAGAAGCAGAAGCUGAUGAGCUCUCUCCAGCAUGCCCAGUGGCUACUGCAAACUCAGACCCAGGCUGUUUGCCGAACCGAACAGCAGCUCCUCACACACACAGAGGAGUACCAGGUCCUUAAACGAGAACAUGAAAUGAGCCAAGAGAGGAGUAAAGAAAAAGAGGACAGCCUUAUGCAGGUGAUAGAGGAGUACAAAAAUUCCAGACUCACUUUGGAAAAAGAGGUAGUUCUACAAAACUCAAAGAUGCAAGCAGAUCAGGAAGAACUGAGGGCUGUGAAAGAAGCAUACGAUAAUCUCCAUGAAAAACAUCAACAACUGUCCUCUAAUGCAAUGCACCAAGCCAAAAUUAUUCAUGGCUUAGAGAAUGGCUUGGAGGAUAGCUUCACCAUCCAAAAGGAUUCUUCUAGGAGCAUAAACUAUGAUGUCCAUCUGACCACAGCAAGCAAUCUCAAUGAAAGGACUGCCGAGUGUCAAGAAACAGCAAAAGAUGGCUGCUUUCAUGGUGAAAGUGGUGAGGUUAACGUUUAUUCACAGACAGAUCAAUCUGUUCUUGUGCCUCCGUCUUCACAAGGUCUCGAUGCUUUGGCUCCAAAUCAGUCAGAGAGGAGUGAGAACAUCAGUGGAGCUAAUGUAUUCGUGACAAAUACAGACAUAGAUCUAGUUGUCAAACAGGCAACUAGCGUCAUUAAAAACGCACCAGUCCGAGGAACGUUUGAUAGUGGUUGCCCUUCGAGUGUAGUGCAAAGUUACACAGACAGCUGCCUCACCAAGCUAUCAGAACACAAAACCAGGUCUGUUUAUAGGGUGGCCAGUGACCCAUUGAUGUCUGAAUCAAGGGAUAGGCCAGAGGAGCAGAGUCUGGGUGUCUCUGAAAUGCGAGAGCACCAGACAUCAGAUAAACACACAUCCGAGACAUCUCAGGCCGCUGACAAAAAAGAAGUUGAGCCUCAGACCACAGCACCUGGGACAAACAGCCCUUUAAGUGUCUUACCAAAUGAUAGUGAACUUCACACAGAAGGACCAAAACUUCCUGAGGAAAGUGAUACAAACUCUUUGCUACAAGAAAAAGAUGUGUUUAAAAGUCAAAUGAAGCACAAACAGUUAGAUGCAGCUAAUUCAAGUCCACCACAACAAAUUGUACCUCAACCAGCAGCCUCUCCUCAUAAGAAAGCCUUGCCCUUGGCUGCCACAGUUCUUGAUACAACCUUUAGACAAUCUAAUGAUCAGGUCUCACAACUACAGGAGAGCCCUUGGUCAAGAAGUGGAAUGUACCAGGAGGCAUUAGAAGAUAUAAGCAAAAAUGCAGAAAAAACUAAUUCAAAAUCCAUUCCAGAGGCUGAGUUGAACACUUGUGCUAGCCAUCUUAGCUUGUCCUCUCCAAGCACUGUGGAUAUCAUUGGUAAUUUAGCAGAAGAUCCUGGUGGAAAUGAAAGAGAAGAUAAUCGUAUUGCUGGCUCAUCUGCCAAGAUCGUGAGAGACCAGCAGAAAGCAGAUGCAUUCCCAAGUCCCCUGAUAUCAAACUUGCAGGAAGAUGCUUUAUCCAGUGAUAGACUGACAAAACAAGGCCACCACCUAAAUGAUAUGGAAAUGCAAAUUAAUGAUACAGAACCUUUCUACCUUGAUGACAACAAUAGAUUCAGAUCGUUUGACCAAAGGAUGUCUCAAAAAGAAACACUGAACACACGGCUGAAAUGCUCACAGAGUGUUGCAGGUGUUUUACCAGUGGAAAGCAAAAAUAAUUCCUCAGCAUCUUCAAGUCCCAUAAUUUCAGAGCAGAAAUCAGUGCUGCCCUCUGGCUUCCAGGAGCUUUGUACAACAUUGAGUACACCUUUAUUUUCAAGGCACAACUUAAGAAAUCGAGGUGCUUCAGUAAUUACCCAGCCUCUUGACAAGUUGAAUGUUUCAAACAUUCUUCCUGACCAAAAGACUAAUCACCAUGAAGAAUGGAAUGCAAUCAAGCAGACAUUUUCUGAAAUCUCAGUUGAGAAAGAGAACAGAGUUCCCAUCUCCUUCGGUUCAGCUCAGCUAGGCAGCCCAGUGGCUCGGUCUGUGGGUAAUGGGUUGAAACAUGACUGCACUCCUACUCUCCCUCCCAGACUCCACAGCUUGGGAAAAGUGUCUCGGCCUGUGUCUGAGGGAAGUACGCCCACACUUCUAGUGAAAGAGGACCAUAAUCAGUCAGACAUCAGGGCCCAGAUUGCAAAAAUUGACCAGUUCCUCGCCUCUGAAGGGUUCAGACCACAGAAAAGACGGAGGGUAGAGAAAUCUGAGGUUUCGGAGCUUUCGAAACAUUAA
Messenger RNA from Colossoma macropomum (tambaqui), 3165 nucleotides. RefSeq names its product myosin-13-like. The coding region runs from base 1 to 3165 and encodes 1054 amino acids. The transcript is spliced from 18 exons. Lineage: Eukaryota; Metazoa; Chordata; Actinopteri; Characiformes; Serrasalmidae. The record is from RefSeq and is a predicted model, not a curated record.